Molecule: messenger RNA, 1692 nt
Organism: Myotis brandtii (Brandt's bat)
Lineage: Eukaryota; Metazoa; Chordata; Mammalia; Chiroptera; Vespertilionidae
Gene: KLHL34
Product: kelch-like family member 34
Exons: 3
Coding region: 53-1423 (456 amino acids)
Molecular function (GO): protein binding
Source: RefSeq, a predicted model, not a curated record
CCACGCCCGGCGGGCCCCAGCCCCAAGCCGGCCGCUUCCCACCCUGCACAGCAUGAGUUACUUCCUGUCUUACUGCAAAGCUCAUGGCAGCGCGCUGCUCACUGGCUACCAGGCCCUGCGCGCCGAGGGCUUCCUGUGCGACGUGACUUUGGAGGCCCAGGGCAGCGAGUUCCCGGUGCACAGGUCCCUCCUCGCGUGUUCCAGCGACUACUUCAGGGCCCUGUUCAAGAGCCACACCCUGGAAUCCCGGGCACGCGUGAUUCACCUGCACGUGCCGUCGGCCACCGGCCUGCAGCGCCUGCUGGACUUCAUCUACACCGCCUGGCUGCCGCUCUCCAUGGACACCGUGGAGGACACGCUGGAGGCCGCCAGCUACCUGCAGGUCACCGAGGCCCUGGGACUGUGUGGCCGCUACUUGGAGCGCCUGCUGGCUCCGGAGAACUGCUGCUUCGCUCAAUGUGGCGCGCGCGUCCCCUUCUGCCUGGUCCCCGUGGCCGUGCUUCGGCCCGUAUACUCGGGCUCCGGCCUCGUGCUGCCCGCUCGAGUCAAAGGCCUCAUCAUCCAGGCCCUCAACUACCAUACAGCGCCCUCCCGCCAGCCACUCUUGCAGGGCGAGCAGACCAGCGUCCGGAGCCCGCAAACCCGCAUCUUAUUGGUCGGGGGGCGCAGGGCGCGGGAGGCGGUGACUGAAGAGGUCAUGGUCCCCCAAGGGGCAGCCAGGGGUAGGGGUGCGGCAGCGGAGCCGGAGGAGGAGGAGGAGGAGGAAGGAGAGCAGGUGGAGGACGGAGAGGAGGAGGACGAGGACUGGGAGCUCACCCAGGACGUGGUGGCCUUCGAUGUGUACAACCACAGCUGGCGCAGCCUCACGCAGCUCCCGGCACCGCUCCUGGGGCACAGCGUGUGCGCCGUUGGGAACUUCCUGUUUGUCCUGGGCGGGGAGAGCCCUUCCGGCGGAAUGUACUCCCUGGGGCCCGGGGCCCGGGCCUGGAGCAAGAGGGCGCCUAUGGGCACGGCCCGCUUUGGGCAUCACAUGGCCGCACUUCGUGGCGCGGUCUUUGCCUUUCUGGGGCACUACGAGCCCUUCUCUGAGAUUGAGCGCUAUGACCCGGGCACGGACCAGUGGACCCGGCUGCGGCCACUUCCCUACGACCGCUUCUGCUAUGGGCUGGCGGUGGUGGAGGAGACGGCCUUGCUGCUGGGCGGCGUCAAGUGGCGGGACUCGCGCCAGGUGCCAACCCGCAACGUGGUGGGCUAUGACCUUGACCUAGACCGCUGGGAGGACAUCGACUGCGCGCUGCCUUGGGCCUGGAGCGGCCUGCAGUGCGCGGUGCUGCAGCUGCCGGAGGGUGCUGACGAGGAGAGGGAGGGCGAGACUGGAGAGAAUGGAGAGGCUCCAGAUGUUCUGUUGGGCUUAACGGGUUAGUGCAGUCUCAGAUCCAAGGAAGAGAAAGUUGUGUCUGAGCAGGUUUACAGAGCAACGAGUGGGCUUUUCCUAAGAAUGGGACUCUGGGAACUGAGUGGCUUCUGAAGGUUAAGGGGGCAAAUAAGUGUUUGGCCAAAGAGGAACAUUUCCCUUUAAGCUGAGAAACGGAGACAGGAGGGGUCAAAAUGAAGGACAUGCGAACCAGCUUCAGUGAGCUAGUGAUUUCUAGAAAUUCUCAUAAUGCUGGGCCAGGGAUGGGCUUUCGAAAA